Molecule: messenger RNA, 490 nt
Organism: Nannospalax galili (Upper Galilee mountains blind mole rat)
Lineage: Eukaryota; Metazoa; Chordata; Mammalia; Rodentia; Spalacidae
Gene: Efcab2
Product: EF-hand calcium binding domain 2
Molecular function (GO): calcium ion binding
Source: RefSeq, a predicted model, not a curated record
CGCCAGGACCCGCAGGGUUUCUGAUGAUCGUCUCCCAGGAGACGAGCUCCACACCAAGAUGGCGGAGGAAAAGGAGCGGGAAAGCCCAGAGGCAAUAGUGGUAGAAAUUCACAAAAAGAUCAAAGAAGCCUUUGAAGUGUUUGACCAUGAAUCCAAUAAUACAGUGGAUGUGAGAGAGAUUGGAACAAUUAUCAGGUCAUUAGGAUGCUGCCCUAGUGAAGGGGAGCUGCAUAUUUUCAUUUCAGAGAUUCAGACCAAUUCCUGAAGAUGUCCUUCUUCAAGCUUUUGAGGUUUUUGACACAGCUAAACAUGGGUUUCUGACUAGGGAAGAACUGAUCAAGUAUAUGACUGAAGAAGGUGAGCCUUUCUCCCAAGAGGAAAUGGAAGAAAUGUUGUCUGCUGCCAUUGAUCCAGAAUCAAAUUCAAUUAAUUACAGGGACUACAUAGCAAUGAUGGUGAUAGAUGAAAAUUAAAUGCUCUGAAGAUGUAA